GUUCCUCAGGCAUCUGGGACUUCUACACCUGCUUCCUCUUUACCUCAAGAACUCUCACUACAUGCUGAACCAGUAACACAGACGCCAAGACCUGAAUCUAGAUAUCUGCCUAGAAAGAAAAGAUACGAAAGUUCUACCACAGAUUCACUUGAAGAGUCUCUUUCCCACAGAAAAACAGAAAAGCUAUCUGAGCAAGAGCUUCACGAAGUGUCAGAAAAACUCUCUCGCAGGUUAAAUGAACUAGAUUUAAUGUUAAAGAGCGCUUUGGGUGGGCACACCAGGGAAGAGCUGACAGAUGAAGACAACCUGUCACAGCACAGUGACAGUGUCAUGGAUUAUCGCCGAAGGAAAGCUGAACGAGACAUACCACAUUUAAAGUACCCAGGCAGGCCACGAUCCCUUUCUCCAUCCUCACCCUCAUCUCAGCAUCAGCUCUUUUCUGAGCUGGAAGAUAAGCUUCGCAGUAAUGGAACAGGCCAAAUAAGGAAAAUGCGCAGCCAGUUGCAAAAAGAAAGGGAUGAAAGAACAAAAAAAGCAAAGAUGGUCGCUAAAGCUUAUGAAGAUGAACUAAGAAUUUAUGAAGCGAGGGAGAGGCUUAGACUCUCCAGGCUCAGAGAAGUCAUCAAGGAAACGGAACAAGAAUACAAAGAAAACAUCUUUAAAGAACCUCCAAAAAUGCCUCGGCCAGUGAAAGUUUAUUCUAGAAAAACCACACCUCGGAAUCCCAAAUACAGCCAGUGGAUUCCAAAACGAGGGACUGUGAAGCCAAAGAAAGCAGCUCCAAUGAAAGUAAGAGACAAUGACCUCCUAUUCCAGCUACUGGAAGAGUUUCCCCACCUGCAUAUUUCCCACCAGACUAUGAACAAAAUGUGGCAGCAGCAGCUUGCACAGACUGAACAACUUCAUGCAGCUUCUGGCAGAACUAGACCAAAACUCCAAAAUGAAGUUCAACAAGCCCUGAAGAAGCACGAGCUUCUUGUUGCAAUUAUUAAAAAAGACCAAGAACAUAACAAGAGACUGCAAGAAUUUAAGCAACGUAUCUGCCGGCAGAAAUGGGCUCAGAAUAAAGUGAGAGAGAAACGCCAGCAAAUUGCGCGAGCCAGGAAAUAUUAUGAAGAUUACCGGGUUCAGCUGCGUGCCAAGAUGAUGCGGGCUAGGACACGGGAAGAAAGGAUAUUUAAACACUUAUUCGAAGAAGGCUUAGAAAUUCAGAAACAAAGACUGAAGGAUCUGAGAGCAUAUGCUCAAGAGAAGCGUGCUGAGCAAAGGAGAGAGCAUCAGAAUGAGUUGGAGUCUAUGGAGAACUAUUACAAAGAUCAGUUUUCCAUGCUAGCAGAGGCUUUGUCUCGAGAACGCCAAGAAAUCCAAACCAGAGAGAAAACACAAGCGCAAGCGCUACAGAAAGCCAAGAGAGAACUGAGAUCAAGGAUGGAAAAGGAAAUACAGCAACUGCAAGCAGCAAUAAUGCAGAAUGAUGACGACACCUUUUUUCAAGAACUAGAAGCAGAGAGACUAAAAUCUAGACUUCAGAUGGCUUCCUUUCAGUACAGCAAAAGCCGUCUCUUGUAAGACUUAUAGUAAACGUAACUGCAGUUCUCUCUGGCUAAGAUGAUGAGAAUCUUUGAAAGCUGCUGCAGCAGCAAGGUGGUGUGGGGCUGUUUUUCUCUAAAAGCAUUGUGACAUGGCAGAGGUGCUGCUGCUGGGAUCUCUACAGCACUUUUAUGAUCACCAAUAAAGUUUUUAAACUAC
Messenger RNA from Pterocles gutturalis (yellow-throated sandgrouse), 1749 nucleotides. It is a transcript of the gene CEP95, whose product is annotated as centrosomal protein 95kDa. The annotation marks the transcript as partial. The transcript is spliced from 12 exons. Gene Ontology annotation, cellular component: spindle pole; centrosome. The record is from RefSeq and is a predicted model, not a curated record. Lineage: Eukaryota; Metazoa; Chordata; Aves; Pterocliformes; Pteroclidae.